Molecule: messenger RNA, 740 nt
Organism: Ilyonectria robusta
Lineage: Eukaryota; Fungi; Ascomycota; Sordariomycetes; Hypocreales; Nectriaceae
Exons: 1
Coding region: 190-687 (165 amino acids)
Source: RefSeq, a predicted model, not a curated record
AGCCAGUCUGGACAGCACUCCGUAGUUGCCAUGAUCCGAACCAUCUGCUUCUCUCUCCCUCUCAACAGCCCAACCCCGAUGUAACGCUGGACCAACCAUUUCCCACGUCCCCGAAGUUCACCCUUCGUCACCCGCCGCAUCGGUAUUCCAUCUUCUUAUCCCCGUCUGGUCAUCCAGGGCUCCAGAGGGAUGGGGUCGCCCCCGGGAGGGGGAGGGGGAGGGUCGUCCCGUUCUGGUCCCGCGUGGGCGGGUCCAUCUGCCAGCGCAUCACCUCAUAUUCGCUGCACCAGGCUUGGCGUUCCCUUGUGCCGGUACGACUGCGCCGUUUGGGUUGUGUGGCACCGUGCGGGCGGUGUUUGUCGGGUUUUUGGCGCCCGUCUGCUGCAGGUUUCUCGGAAGGCGAUGAACAGGUGUGUCUGGCUGUCCACUGGAGACGGGCUACGUGGACGACAACUCAACAGAGAUUGGGUCGAUGGCGGAGUCCUUCACCGUCAAGGGCAGCAAGAGUUGGAACUAGAGGAGCACGUGAAACCGGACGGCAUCGAGUCGGAGGCCGCGGCGCAGAAGGGACCCGACAGCGCGUUUCUGGGGCGGUUGGCUUUCGGGCAGUGUGCGUCGACGACCCGUGGCGCUGGUUCUAGCAGGGUUGUGACGAGCGCUCUACCACGAAUGCAGACGGGGGCGUGACGUUGCUCGACAAAAGCAUCCACACAGAGACGACUUCUCUACAAACUCGAUGU